UUUAACCGCUAUAUUUUUUAUUCUAUUCAGCAUAAAAGCAGUGUAAAAACCUGAGGGGAAGUGUGUUUUGAAGGAAAUUAUUUGUAUCAGUGUGCCGGUUUAGAACGGCUGGGUAAACAGGGUUUAUAGUGGAUUACUUCCUGUCACAGAACAUGCCGAGGAUCACUAUUUGGCAAAGCCGCAGUUGGAGAAAGAAUGGAGGCGGCUGGGGAUGCGUGUUAGUGACGGGCUUCAUCUGUCCUUUGUUUUCUUUUGGUAUUUCCUUUGUUUUGGUCUCAGCGUGCACACUAUAAUGGACCCGGAUAUAUCCGGUGGGGUUGGCGGCGGAGCCGAUCAGAGCCCUGUGGGCAGCGGUACCGGUACCGGCCGGAAUCCGAACGGGCCGAAUGCGUGUGUGGCGGCGCGCGCUGCUGGGGCGCUGCCUGCAUCCUUCCAUCCCCGGGAGCAGCAGGACGGAGAGGCGCUGGGGCUGUCCCUGCCCGGCAUCCUGCACUUCAUCCAGCACGAGUGGGGCCGCUUCCAGGCAGAGAAGUGUCGGUGGGAAGCAGAGAGAGAUGAGCUUCGGGCACAGGUGGCGUUUCUGCAGGGCGAGAGGAAAGGGCAGGAGAGCAUGAAGCAAGAUCUGGUGAGGCGGAUCAAAAUGCUCGAGUAUGCCCUUAAACAAGAAAGGGCCAAAUAUCAGAAGUUGAAGACUGGAACUGAUCAGAGCCCAGAGAAGAAGCCAGAGACAAAGAAUGAACCAAUUCCCAAUGGACAAGGAGAACUUGACAAUGAGAAAACCAGUCAAAUGGCAUGGAAGGAGGGCCGUCAGCUGUUGCGCAAGUACUUGGAGGAGGUGGGUUAUUCUGACACUAUACUGAACAUGCGCUCCAAGCGAGUCAAGUCUCUUCUGGGUCGCUGUAGCCCGGAGGUAAACGGGCCUCUGCCACAUGAUCCUUCCCCAGAACCCAAGCCCCAUGGUGGAGGAGACUCCCUGCUUGUACGCCAGAUAGAGGAGCAGAUCAAAAGAAAUGCUGGAAAAGAAGGUUCUACAGAGCAUGCUGGCAGGUCAGUACUGGAUAAAAUUCCUUUCCUGCGUAGCUGUGAUGAUGAAGAUGACAGUGACGAAGAUGACGAUUUCCAGGGAAUAGCCACAGAUUGCAUUGAUGGACCACAUAAAAACAAGAAAUCCAGAGGCAAGAUUUUUGGAGAACCUAUGACCACUGGCCUAGAUCCUGAGGAUGAAGAUGAGGAUGAUUCAGAAGAUGCCCUCAGUGAAUUUGAUUUCCUGGGUUCAGGAGAAGAGGGCGAGGGGGCUGGGGAGGCAUGCAUUUCAGGAGAUGGCCGUGAGCUAGGAUGCACGCUGGGCUUCUCAUCUGAUGUCUUCAUACUGGACACGGUUGGAGGAGGGGACAUAAAUCUUGGCGAGUUGGCUGACCUUACCGUUGCUAAUGACUUCACCAUUGAUCAACAGGACAGCCAGGAGGAGUUUAAGAAGACAUGGAAUCCACGCUUUACGCUCCGGAGCCACUUUGAUGCUAUCCGAUCCCUGACCUUUCACCCUUCUCAGCCUGUGCUGUUGACAGCUUCAGAGGAUGGAACACUAAAGCUCUGGAAUUUGAACAAGACAAUGCAUUCAAAAAAGAGUGCAGCACUGGAUGUUGAACCUAUUUACACUUUUCGAGGACAUAGUGGAGCAGUCCUCUCUCUAGCCAUGGGUGAGGAAGGGAAGUACUGCUACAGUGGAGGUCUGGAUGGAAGCAUACGUUGUUGGAAAAGUCCAGAUCUUAAUGUGGAUCCUUAUGACAACUAUGACCAAGGUGUUGAGAGUGCUGUGUUAUUAGGACAUGAGGACUCGGUGUGGGAUCUUGCGUAUUCGUCCAACCUAAAACGCCUGGCCUCCUGCUCAGCAGACGGCACUGUGCGUAUCUGGGAUGCUCAGAGCUCCACACCCUGUAUAACUGUUUUUAACAAAGAGAAAGAACAUGGAACUCCUACUUCUGUUGCCUUUGGGAACGUCGACCUGUCCCAGGCUGUUGUGUCCUUUGAUACUGGUGAGACUGUCCUCUACGACCUCAACACAGAGCAAAGCAUCAUGGUCCUAGAGACCCAGACAAAGGAUGGCAAUCAACUGAUUAACUGUGUGGUCAGCCAUCCAUCCCAACCAAUCUCAAUCACUGCCCACGAGAACCGUACCAUCCGCUUCAUGGACAACAAGACAGGGAAGGUCAUUCACUCCAUGGUGGCUCAUCUCGAUGCCGUCACCUGCCUUACCACUGACCCUAAAGGCAGUUACCUCAUCUCUGGCAGUCAUGAUUGCUCAGUUCGCUUGUGGAUGCUGGAUAAUCGCACAUGUGUGCAGGAGAUCACAGCCCAUAGGAAGAAGCAUGAUGAGGCCAUCCACGACGUGGCCUUCCACCCUUCACAGCCCCUCAUUGCCAGUGCUGGAGCCGAUUCCCUCGCCAAGAUCUUCAUUUGACCAUGUCAUCACGGCUAAUUGUCAGCCAUCAUUGGUUAUUGUAAAUAGGGUUUUCCCAAAUGGAAACAUUUAACACUGAGGUUGGUCAACAAGCCCAGGCACACCUGAAGCAGAACACUAAAUCACACACUACAAACAUUCUUCAGGUCACUGGAGCAACAGUAAUACACCGAUAGGAAAAUCGCAGGCUGAUACUGGCAGCUUAAUAGCUCUAAUUCACUAAUUUCUUGCUAGAUUUGCAUAAUGCUUACACACAGUUAAAAAUUUUUAUUAAUUGUGACAUGUUCUCACAUGGCUGCAAAUGAAAUAUUACUGCAAAGGGAAAAUUUAUCCCGAGUUUAGAUAAACUGAUUACAGUAUUCGUCAGUUCUUAAAUUCAGUAUUCUUAAAAACACAAAUUGACUCUUAAUAAGCUUGUAAUUUUAUACUGCCACAAAGUGUACAGUUCCAGGGUUCACGUCAAAUAAACCAUUCAAGGUGAACAUUGUGAAAAUCAGACAUUUCUAAACAAUCAGUUGAAAUACAGAAUAUAUAUUUAAUGUAUCGGUGGGAGGGGAACACAGUAACUCUUGUUUCUCCUCCACUCUCCUAUUUGGUACGUGUGUAUACUGCCACCUAGUGUAUGGAUAUGUGCCAUACCUGAGUCACUUUUCACCUGAAUGACCUGUUGUGAGGCCAUUCCACGAUCUGAUGUACAGAAAUUCUUGACACACUACUAAUUUAUAUGCCAUGACUGACACCUGUUAAAAUUUUAAAA
Molecule: messenger RNA, 3215 nt
Organism: Neoarius graeffei (lesser salmon catfish)
Lineage: Eukaryota; Metazoa; Chordata; Actinopteri; Siluriformes; Ariidae
Gene: strn4
Product: striatin, calmodulin binding protein 4
Exons: 16
Coding region: 212-2458 (748 amino acids)
Cellular component (GO): dendrite
Molecular function (GO): protein phosphatase 2A binding; armadillo repeat domain binding; calmodulin binding
Source: RefSeq, a predicted model, not a curated record